UUUAAAACGAUCAGAAACGUCAUUCUUCUUGUUGUCAGAGUUUAAAACGAUCAGAAACGUCAUUCUUCUUGUUGUCCAAUGUCCAUGCUACAUUCCAAAAUAUGCUCCCCACCUCUUGCUGAAUUCUCUGUUUAUUUUCACCUCGCUUCAUAUGAGUUGGGACGGCGUAGAAUCACAAUAGACUAGCUAUAGCUGCCGCAUCAGUUUCUUAUUGACGAGGAUCACAGCGGUCCAGUGCAAGAGGCGAGAUGGUUGAUAUGGGAUCAACAGCAUGCGAGGGGAUGUAUUCUAAACUUAUCUACAACGAUAGUCAAUUUUUGGAAGAUGCAGAGCUGUGCGGUCCUGAAGUGCACACUGUGUCUGUUCCCUCACUGAGAGCGGGCUCCAGACAGAGGGGCCCCGGGCCGUACAGGUUAGCCACGGGCUGCCUGGCCACACUCUGUGCUGUCCUGCUGAUUUCCAUCAUCGCUAUGAGCACCAACUUCCCCUGCUUCUUCCUCUCAGAUAAGAACCUUUAUCAGGGCUUGCGCAAUGAGCAUCAGGCUCCUCUGUCUCAGAAUGAGUCUGGUGGUCAGAUCCAGAUGCAGAGGCAGCCCACCAACGUGACCACCCUGAUUGAAGCCCUGAGCAAACUGCAGAUGGAGAAAGAAGACCUUAUGAAGGAGAGAGAUGAGCUUCUGGCCAGGUUGGCCAAAUCAGAACUAGAGCCCACAUCACCCCCAUUACCCCCAUCUCCACUGUCACCUACGUCAACCCCAUUGCCCCCUUCAACCCCGCUAACCUGUCCUCGGGACUGGCUGGUGUUCAACAGCAGCUGCUACUACAUCUCCACCAGGAGUAUGAGCUGGCCAGACAGCCAGGCCUGGUGCAAGGAGAAAGGAGGCCACCUGGCCAUCAUACACACUGCUGAGGAACAGACGUUUCUGUGGAACCAGUUACCUCGGGGCCACUGGAAUGCCUACUGGUUUGGAAUCAGUGAUGAGACGGCUGAGGCAGACUGGCUUUGGGUCGAUGGAACCAAAUUGGUCGGGGGCUUUUGGGAGGAGGGCGAGCCCAACAACCACAUUGACGAAGACUGUGGCUACAUCGUGAAGACGCGCAAGCUGGAGCGCAAGGCGGUGAGCAGCUGGUACGACGCCCCAUGCACCAUGUACUGGCCCUUCAUCUGUGAGAUAGAGAUGUAAUCCUCUGCUCCUGCUACUUAGAGAUAAGCACUUACCAGACUCAUGUUGGAUUCAGAAUUACUUCCUGUCAAUGUUCAUAAUGGUAGACUAGUGAUGACCAACCCUUCACCUGCAGAGCUACUGGGUAUGCAGGUUUUUGCUCCAACCCUGCUCUAACACAUCUGUUUCAGCUAAUCAAGAUUUGGAUGAGCAGCUGAUUAGUAGAAUCAGGUGUAUUAGAGCAGGGCAAGAGCAAAAACUUGCAAGAUCUGUAGCUCUUGAGGAGGAUGGUUGGCCACCCCUGUGGUAGACUUUAGUAUACUUUUGCAGCAUUAUCAGGUCUGAAGGCGAAUGCUUUACUUUACUAGUAUCUACUGUAAUUUGCUUUUUAAAUUCAAAAUGUACUCAAUGAGGAUCUUAUAUAGUUACUGUUGUGUCGUGGUCACCAUUGUUCAAAAUACUUCUAAAGCACUAUCUGUCAAUCAACGGUCAUGUGAUUUAGAUUUAUAGAAGAAGAAAAAGAUGUAUAAAAAAAAAAGAUGUAAACUCCAUCCCACCCGAACAGGCUGAAAUUCCAGUA
Messenger RNA from Coregonus clupeaformis (lake whitefish), 1743 nucleotides. RefSeq names its product C-type lectin domain family 4 member A-like. The transcript is spliced from 6 exons. The record is from RefSeq and is a predicted model, not a curated record. Lineage: Eukaryota; Metazoa; Chordata; Actinopteri; Salmoniformes; Salmonidae. Bases 249 to 1184 code for a protein of 311 amino acids.